Polistes dominula (European paper wasp) is the source of this 4230-nucleotide messenger RNA. It is a transcript of the gene garnet, whose product is annotated as adaptor-related protein complex 3, delta 1 subunit-like garnet. The record is from RefSeq and is a predicted model, not a curated record. Gene Ontology annotation, cellular component: terminal bouton; presynaptic endosome; endosome membrane. Gene Ontology annotation, biological process: anterograde synaptic vesicle transport; protein targeting to vacuole; Golgi to vacuole transport. NCBI's taxonomy places the organism in Eukaryota, Metazoa, Arthropoda, Insecta, Hymenoptera, Vespidae.
AAAUGUUAAUUUAUCGAUGUUAAUUUGUCUACUAGAAUAAUCUGUUUAUGGGAGUGUUGGGUUAUCAUCAUUUGGCUAUUAGAUAAGCUUGUUGAGAGAUUGAGUAUUAAUCAAUCAAAAAUUCAUGCGCACACUUGUUAUUAACAAUUGUUCAUACGUUUAACAAUAAAUCAGUGAUCUGGUUUGAACAAAUAAAGAAAUAAUAAAUUUAAGCAAAAUUUAAAAAAUAAUAAUAAUAAUAAUAAUAAUAAAAAGAAAACAAAUCAAAUCAAAUAUAUUCGUAAAAUUGUCGCGAAUUUCGUUAGUAAACACCGGGUAUACAUCUAUUCUUAACAAGUCUUUGGUACUACAUAUGUAAUACAUAAGAUAGGUAUGAUCUUUUAGUAGUUCUCGUAUCUACCUACCUACCUGUCAAAUUAAAAUGUAAAUGAGAGAUAUUGCUUGUGCGAAGUGUAAAGAACUUUUAAUCGUACGGUAAUGCAAUCGAUGCAAUUUAUCCGAUUAACUCGGAAUAUUAAGGAAAGAUAGAAAGAAACCUUACGAGUGAUCAAGAGAGUUCGUUCUAGUAUCUAACCAGUUAAAUACCAGUUAUGGCUCUCCGUAAAGUAAAAGGAAACUUCGAACGAAUGUUCGACAAAAAUUUGACGGAUUUAGUACGUGGCAUUAGAAAUAAUAAAGAGAAUGAGGCAAAAUAUAUUGCACAAUGUAUAGAAGAAAUAAAACAAGAAUUACGCCAGGAUAAUAUUGCGGUAAAGGCAAAUGCAGUUGCUAAGUUAACAUAUUUGCAAAUGUUAGGCUACGAUAUUAGUUGGGCUGGAUUUAAUAUAAUUGAGGUCAUGUCAUCUGCUAAAUUCACCUAUAAACGCAUUGGAUAUUUAGCAGGUAGUCAAAGCUUUCACGCAGAUACAGAGCUUUUAAUGUUGACUACAAACAUGAUACGCAAAGACUUAAAUAGUCAAAAUCAAUACGACGCUGGAUUGGCUCUUAGUGGUUUAUCUUGCUUUAUAAGUCCAGAUCUGGCACGUGAUUUAGUUAAUGAUAUAAUGACUCUAUUAACAUCUACAAAGCCAUAUUUACGGAAGAAAGCAGUUUUAAUGAUGUACAAGGUGUUCUUGCGAUUUCCAGAAGCUUUAAGGCCUGCUUUUCCUAGAUUGAAAGAAAAACUUGAAGAUCCUGACAGUGGUGUACAGUCUGCAGCAGUCAAUGUAGUUUGCGAAUUAGCAAGGAAGAAUCCAAAAAAUUAUUUAAGCUUGGCACCUGUAUUUUUCAAAUUAAUGACAACGUCGACUAAUAACUGGAUGCUAAUUAAAAUAAUCAAAUUGUUCUCCACUAUAACACUGAUUGAGCCGAAAAUGGGUCGGCGACUUACUCAACCACUAAUUGACCUGAUUUCAAGUACAUCUGCUAUGUCUUUGCUGUAUGAGUGCAUUAACACCGUAAUAGCUGUAUUGAUUUCUAUAUCGUCUGGAAUGCCAAAUCAUUCAGAUUCAAUACAGCUCUGCGUGCAGAAAUUAAGAAUAUUAAUAGAAGAUUCUGAUCAAAAUUUAAAAUAUUUGGGCUUGUUAGCAAUGUCAAAAAUAUUAAGGACACAUCCUAAAAGUGUACAAGCUCAUAAAGAUCUUAUUAUGCAAUGUCUUGAUGAUAAAGAUGAAAGUAUAAGAUUGCGUGCCUUGGAUUUAUUGUAUGGAAUGGUAUCUAAAAAGAAUUUAAUGGAAAUAGUUAAAAAAUUAAUGGUGCACAUGGACAAAGCUGAAGGCACUACAUACAGAGAUGAAUUACUUUCAAAGAUCAUACAAAUUUGUUCUCAAAAUAAUUAUCAAUUUAUAACAUAUUUUGAAUGGUACAUAUCUGUAUUGGUGGAACUCACACGAAUGGAAGGUACCAAGCAUGGACCAUUAGUAGCAACUCAAUUACUUGAUGUAGCGAUCCGGGUACAAGCUAUACGUAAAUAUGCAGUUCAACAAUGUGCCUUACUACUUGAAAAUUCCUAUCUUUUGACUGGUCAACCACGAGCUACUAUGUCUGAGGUUUUAUAUGCAGCUGCUUGGAUAUGUGGAGAGUUUUCUAGCGAACUAGAAGAUCCUUUAGCAACUUUACAAUCAAUGUUGCGAUCACAAGCAUCUAGUUUGCCAGGACAUAUUCAAGCAGUUUAUGUGCAUAAUAUCUUAAAACUUGCUACGGCAAUAUUAUCUAAAGCUGAGAAAGAAGGUGACAGCGAAACGAUGGAACAAAUUUUUGCGUUGAAAGAUAAAAUAGCAGCAUUUGUAUGUAGCGGUGAUUUGGAGGUUCAAGAAAGAUCUAGUUCUGCAUUAGUUUUAUUUGAAUGCUUGAAAGAAAAUCCUGGCAUGGCUGAAGAAUUAAUGGAAGCGUUUGAAGGUGAACUUAAUCCUGUUGCUCCUAAAGCUCAAAGAAAGGUACCUAUCCCUGAUGAUUUAGAUUUAGAUUCAUGGAUCAAUGAUCCACCAUCAGAGAGCUCUGAUUCUGAAGAUAUGGAUAUGAAUGAGAUAUUUGUUAAAUCAGAAAAAUCUAAUAAUUCCUUUAUGAAACGAGAAACGAAUGAACCUACGGUAGAAGAACUUCAGAAAAGGAGAGAGGCCAGAAAAUUGGAACAACAAAAUAAUCCUCAUUAUUUGAAAGGAUCAUUUAAAAAUUCCGCUUCUUAUCAUAAUUCAACGUCUCUUUACGAAGACUUUGAAAACAUUCCAGUUGCUGAAUUAGACAUACCGGUAUCAUUAAAAAUAUCGAAUUAUUCUGAUACCAGUAAAUAUCACAAUAUAAAUGUGGAUAAUAAUCACAAAAGACAUAAAAAACAUGGCAAGAAAAAGAAAUCGAAAAAAAAUAAACAAUCUGCAUCGGAAGAUGAACGUGAAGAAGAUUAUCCUAUGCAAGUUGUAAAUACAGGUAUUGGUGAACUUCCACCAGGAGCAGAAAUAAGUGAUAGCGAUGAUUAUGAUAUGAUCGAUGCAAAUGAUCCUCAUCGAGCUUUAAAUAUCGAUUUAGACAUGCCUUUAAGAGAGGAUGAAAGAUUACCGGUUUUGGAACAUAGAGUGGUAGAGAAUAGUCCAAAUCAGAAAGUCAAAGAAGCGAAGACAAUAAAGAAAGAUAAGGGUCAUAGAAAAACUAAAAGAAAGAGUAAAUGUGUUCAAGAAAAAGAGGCUGAUAAUCAAAUAAAUAUGACUGAUAUGUGGUUAGAAGAUAAUAUCGAAGAACCAGGCUCUUCCUCUAUUCAAGAAGAUUACACUGAAGUGAAUAGUAAAGAAAAUGUAGAUAUACGAAAGGAUAGUAAGCGAAAAAAAUCUAAGAGCCAGGAUAAACAUAAAAAAGUUAAGGACGACGAUAUAAAACAUAAAAAAUCGAAAAAAUCCAAAAGUAAGAAAGAAAAGAAAUCAUCAGAUUAUGAAGAAACAGCUGGUAUAUCUACACCCUCCAAAGAAAUAUUGCCAGAAUUAAGGAAUGAUUUAGUUAUUACUGAAAAUAGUUUAAAUUCCAUUCAACCAUUGAUCGCUUAUGAAAAAUUAUCUAAGAAUAAAACUAUUUCUAUGAUGUAUGAAUUAAAGCAAAUUGCUGAUGACACUAGUAAAAUAAUUGUAUCAAUACUCAUUACUAAUAUAGGGCAAAAGCUUGUUAAAGAAAUAAGGUUCGAUAUUACGGAUACGUCAACAUUGAAAUUAAUGAAAAAUGAUGAUGAAGAAUAUGGAAUGAAACUGCCAUUCCAACUACCUCCACAAUCAAGUAAAGAGACUCAAUUUACAAUAUUAAUAUCCGACGUAACGUUUGCUCAAAAAUUAAGAGGUACAUUAACGUAUAUGUUGGAAAAUGUGGAUGGGACAAUACAAGAAAAACUUGAUUUCACUAUAAAUUUGUCGUGCAGUAAAUUUAUGGUUGGACAUUUGUCCCACAAGGAUAUACUAACGGAGCUACUUAAAAGCGGUCAACUAGUUUCUAGAAUUAGAAAAGAAAUUCUUUUGUCUCAGGAAUUUAAUGCAGUUUUGAAUACUGUCUGUUGCAAGUGCAAUCUAACUCUCGUGGAACAAAUAAAUGAUACUGCAUCUUUGUAUGGUCAUUCAUUGAAGGGACAUCAUGUGUGCCUUUUAUUAAAAUAUAAUAAAUCGACAGGUAAUUUGUUGAUCGAAGGUAAAGGUGACAAUAAUUCUCUCCUGUCAGGAAUUGCGGAUGAGAUAACAAGGCUUUUGACAUAAGAAAAAGUGUACCUAUGUUUUAAAACAAAGA